ACAGAGCUGUUAAACUGCUGGGAAGAACCAUCCCAUCAAUUCUGAGGAGGACUGAAGGAGUGGAUCCAAAGAUAAGCCGAAGGCUUUGCAUUAAACCCCAGGAAGAAAGUAAACUUCAGCCAAAAAGUCGGUCUCCUUUAAGGGUGCCUGGAUACAAGCCCACAGACUGGGAGAAAAGAUUUUUGUUGUGGGCAGGCCAUUUCAAAAAACCAGAGGAUAUACCAGAGACUGUCUCGAUCGAAGCAAUCAGAGCGGCAAAGACGACGCUGCGUGUGAGGGCCAGCUAUGUCAUGAUCGUCCUGACGAUACUGGGGUGCAUAGUCAUGGUGGUUAAAGGGAAGCAGGCUGUAAAAAGGCACGAAUCUCUCGCAAGCAUAAACCUGGAGAAGAAAGCUCAGUGGAGAGAGGACGCUGCUCAGAGUAAAUCUGCUAAACCUUAG
This is a messenger RNA of Eurypyga helias (sunbittern), 440 nucleotides long. RefSeq names its product protein FAM162A-like. The annotation marks the transcript as partial. The transcript has 4 exons. NCBI's taxonomy places the organism in Eukaryota, Metazoa, Chordata, Aves, Eurypygiformes, Eurypygidae. Gene Ontology annotation, cellular component: mitochondrion. Gene Ontology annotation, biological process: cellular response to hypoxia; neuron apoptotic process; positive regulation of release of cytochrome c from mitochondria. The record is from RefSeq and is a predicted model, not a curated record.